This is a messenger RNA of Nematostella vectensis (starlet sea anemone), 2796 nucleotides long. RefSeq names its product kelch-like protein diablo. Gene Ontology annotation, molecular function: protein binding. The record is from RefSeq and is a predicted model, not a curated record. The transcript is spliced from 2 exons. Lineage: Eukaryota; Metazoa; Cnidaria; Anthozoa; Actiniaria; Edwardsiidae.
UGCAAAUAAUACGUGUUUACAUUUUCCCCCCGAUACGCUCACGAAAAUCUCCAUGAACAAAGAAAUGGAGCAAUAUAAGGUUAUGCUUUUGUACCAAUUUGGCAGAUAAGACUAAAACUGCUUAUAAGUAAGUGGACGGUGUUUUUCGAAUUGACAACCAUGCUCUCAAAAGAGGACUCGAGGGAAUUUCACCCGGAAGAAAGCCACCGAGAUAUACUUUUCCGAAGCAUGGAUAAUUUCAGACGGCAAGAAAUUCUUUGCGACGUCGUACUUAUAGCUGAUGGAACCCGCUUUCCAGCUCAUAAAAAUGUUCUGGCAGCCGGUAGCUCCUAUUUUCUUGGGCUUUUUACCACUGAUAUGAAAGAGCAAAACGAAACCGAAGUCAAUUUUGAAGAUUUCAAGUCAAGUACAAUGGACGAAUUACUUUGUUAUAUUUACACCGGAUAAGUCAACCUUACAGAAACGAACGCCAAGGACCUAGUGUUUGCUGCUGAUUAUUUACUUGUUGGUGGGCUCAAGCGUAAAGGAAGUGAGUUCUUGGAAGACACUCUAACUCCUGGAAAUUGCUUGUCUGUCCGAUCAUUUGCCGAGACGUUUGACUGCCCAGAGCUACAAACUAAAGCGGAAUGUUAUAUUCUUGACAACUUUGUAGAGGUUUCGAGGUGUGAGGAAUUCUUAUCGCUAGACCCGGUACAAUUGGAAAGGCUUAUAUCUUGUGAUGGAUUAGUCGUUGAUGAAGAGACUCAAGUAUUUGAGGCGCUUUUACAAUGGACUAAAAACGAUGAAGAAAAAAGACGAGCCAGCUUUCCCGCCCUUUUACGCUGCAUUCGCCUUCCAUUCAUAUCCAAAUACUACAUUGUAGAAAAUAUGGAAACAGAGCCCUUAAUCCGCGAUAGUCUAGAUUGUAUGAGGCUAGUUUACCAAGUUAUGAAACAUUUCGCGUUUCGCAGCCAGCUAUCGGAAGACGCAACCACGUGCUUAGUGCCCCGCCCCCGUGCUAGUACCCAGGGCCCUGUGGACGCGAUAGUCACGAUAUGGGGGCCUGGGGACGAGCUACGAUCAUCAACUCAAUGUUUUAUUCCGGAAGAUAACCGCUGGUACAGUCUAUCGCCGAUGCUUAUACCUCGAUUUAGUCACGGCGCUGUCCACUCAGAAGGCUUUAUUUACACUGUAGGGGGCGUAUCUCUUAAUGGACAUCUAGCCAGUAUGGAGCGGUUUGAUUAUCGGACUAACACGUGGUCUGGCGUUGCGCCGAUGAAUAAAGAAAUCUCUGCACUUGGUGUGGCGGAACUCAAUGGAUUCCUGUAUACCGUGGGAGGUUGGAACCGAGGUCGACCGCUAAACAGCGUUUCAAGAUACGAUCCAGCGACGAACAAAUGGCAGGAGGUUGCUCCACUUAGCGUGAGUCGGGGUGGACCUUGCGUCAUCGCUCACAAAUACGUGUACGCGAUUGGCGGAAAAACUGAGCACGGGAGCGAGGCUGAAAUUGGAGUUUACAUGAAAACCGCUGAGCGCUUUGACGCACGUGCGAACACGUGGACAGAGAUUCCCGCCAUGCAGACAAGGCGCGCGUACGCAGGGGGCGUGGCCAUGAAUGACAGGCUUUACGUGAUUGGUGGAACACAAGAUGAUCUCCUGUCAGCGCAUAACACGUGUGAGGUGUUUGACUGCUUGAGCGAGACGUGGGGUUUCAUAGCAAGUCUGGUGAUACCACGUGCUCUCGGGGGUGUGGCUUAUUUAAACGGAAGGAUUUACGUGCUUGGUGGGAAGAAGAAUUGUAGAGAAAGAACAGACAAAAUGGAGAUGUAUGACUUAGAAUUGAAUGAGUGGACGGUGAUGGGUACAGUGCCAAAUUGUAUCGGUGGUAUACAGUGCUGUGCCGUAUCCCUGAAUAGAGACCUUGUCAACUCGUUACAAAGCAUUACUCGAAAUGUCCCGUAGAGCCUUGAAAACCGCUCAUCAAUUUUUGAGAAGUUGCUUUUCAACUAGUCUUUCCUAUUUUUGACCGUCGUAAGCGAACCAUAAACUAAAAGUGUUCAUUUUCACUGUCAUUGCUGAGUGUGUCAUUGCCAUAAUAGGUGGCGGUGGGGUGCUGGAAACACGUGCCCCCCAAUAUUUUCAAAACUUAUAAGAUCAAAUCAAAGAAGCAAAAUUUUGUUACUUUUUAUACUUUUGACUUUAUUGUUUUUGUGACUAAGCGAAAGCAGGGACAAAAUGUUGUUGGUUGUUAGGUAGUAAUCAGCCUGAUAUGGUUUUACAAAGGACAUGGACGAGAAUAAUAAACUCCUCGGUAACAGACCUGAUAUGGUUUUACAAAGGACAUGGACGAGAAUAAUAAACUCCUCGGUAAUAGACCUGAUAUGGUUUACAAAGGACAUGGACGAGAAUAAUAAACUCCUCGGUAAUAGACCUGAUAUGGUUUACAAAGGACAUGGACGAGAAUAAUAAACUCCUCGGUAAUAGACCUGAUAUGGUUUACUAAGGACAUGGACGAGAAUAAUAAACUCCUCGGUAAUAGACCUGAUAUGGUUUACAAAGGACAUAGACGAGAAUAAUAAACUCCUCGGUAAUAGACCUGGUAUGGUUUACUAAGGACAUGGACGAGAAUAAUAAACUCCUCGGUAAUAGACCUGAUAUGGUUUACAAAGGACAUGGACGAGAAUAAUAAACUCCUCGGUAAUAGACCUGAUAUGGUUUACAAAGGACAUGGGCGAGAAUAAUAAACUCCUCGGUAAUAGACCUAAUAUGGUUUACAAAGGACAUGGACGAGAAUAAUAAACUCCUCGGUAAUAGACC